AUGGUUGCUAUCACUCAACUUCUGUUCACCGGCUUGUCCGCUCUUUUGAUGGUUCGGAACGUGGGUGCUUCCUACCUCGAUGAUUACGACGGCUUGGCUCUGCGAGACAUCUCCGACAGCUACCCAGACGAAGUCUUCUACGAAAAACGCCACACAGGAAAACUCCCUAAACCCAUUCUCAAGGCUGGGCGAGCUGCCCUCAAGGUCGGCCACAAGCUUCCACGACCCAUCAAGAAGCAAAUCAAGAACGCUGCCGAUGGCGCAAUCAACGGAGCCGUAAAGGCUUCAUUCGCGCUGUCGAAGAAGAAGAAUCAGAUCAAGAAAAAGUUCAAAGGCAAGCGCGAUGCUGAGGAGCUCUCCAGCCUGAUCACCCGCGAGAUCAUGAACAAUCCGGAGAUUGAGCAUAUCUUGACCAGGCGGGCGACAGGAAAACUGCCCAAACCAAUCAUCAAGGCUGGGCGAGCUGCUCUCAAGGUCGGCCACAAGCUUCCCAAGCCCGUAAAGAAGCAUGCCAAGGCCGCUGCCAAUGGUAUAAUCAACAAAGCUGUGAAGGGUUCGAUGGCGUUGUCGAAGAAGAAGACUCAGAUUAAGAAGAAGCUCGGUGGCAAGCGUGAUCUUGGAGAGGAUUAUGACUUUGAGGUCCGUGACUAUGAUGACGAGAUUUCGUGGGAGUAA
Clonostachys rhizophaga is the source of this 675-nucleotide messenger RNA. The record is from the annotation of a GenBank genome assembly. NCBI's taxonomy places the organism in Eukaryota, Fungi, Ascomycota, Sordariomycetes, Hypocreales, Bionectriaceae.